AUGUUGCAUACAGUCAGUGAGUGGCUGUGGUGGGAGCGUAUGUGGCUGCCAGAAAAAGUCUCCUGGUCGGAUCUGGAGGACAGUGAAGGUCGUGUUUACGCUAAAGCCUGUCAUCUCUACGCUGCUCUGCCCUGCGCCCUCUGCCUGCUCCUCGUCAGAUACCUGUUUGAGAGGUACCUGGCCACACCGCUGGCUGAUCUUUGGGGAGUCAGGGACCGUGUUCGUCUCACAGCAGAGACAAACCCUGUCCUGGAGAAGCACUUCUGCAGCCAAGCACGGGUUCUUUCACAGGCUGACUUGAGGUCUAUUUGUAAGAAGACCAGCUGGCCAGAAAGGAAAGUUCAAGUUUGGUUCAAGAGGAGGAGGAACCAGGAGCGCCCAGGUCUUCGCAAGAGGUUCUGCGAGGCCAGUUGGAGAUGUGUGUUUUAUUUGUUUGCAUUUGUUGCCGGAGUGCUUGCUCUCUAUGAUAAACCUUGGCUUUAUAACCUGAAAGAGGUUUGGGCAGGCUUUCCUAAGCAGUCCAUGCUCCCAUCUCAGUACUAUUAUUACCUCUUGGAAAUGGGCUUCUAUCUUUCUCUGCUUCUUAGCCUCACAUUUGAUGUGAAACGGAAGGACUUUAAAGAGCAGGUGACUCAUCACAUAGCCACACUGACUCUUCUGAGUUUCUCCUGGAUUUCAAACUACAUCCGGAUAGGAACUCUUGUGAUGGCCUGUCAUGACUCCGCUGACAUACUGCUAGAGGGUGCCAAGGUAUUUAACUAUGCAAAGUGGCAACGGACUGCUAACACCAUGUUUGUGGUGUUCACAGCUCUCUUUACGCUGACAAGACUUGUCAUUUUUCCUUUUUGGCUGAUCCACUGUACAUGGGUGUACCCACUGGAGGAGUUUGCUCCCUUCUUUGGCUAUUACUUCUUCAAUGUGAUGUUAUUGGUUCUUCAGAUACUCCACCUUUACUGGGCUGUUCUCAUAGCGCGAAUGCUUCUUAAGUUAAUAUUCAAUAAGCUGGAAGGUGACGAUCGGAGUGAUGAAGAGGAGGAUGACAGUGAUUCACCAAAGGAAAGAAACAACAAAUUGAGUCACAUUAAUGGCUCUGGAGCCAGAGGCCGGGGGGCAAAUGGUCACUGA
This is a messenger RNA of Trematomus bernacchii (emerald rockcod), 1125 nucleotides long. It is a transcript of the gene cers3b, whose product is annotated as ceramide synthase 3b. Lineage: Eukaryota; Metazoa; Chordata; Actinopteri; Perciformes; Nototheniidae. Gene Ontology annotation, molecular function: sphingosine N-acyltransferase activity; DNA binding. Gene Ontology annotation, cellular component: membrane. Gene Ontology annotation, biological process: ceramide biosynthetic process. The transcript has 10 exons. The record is from RefSeq and is a predicted model, not a curated record. Bases 1 to 1125 code for a protein of 374 amino acids.